Messenger RNA from Rana temporaria (common frog), 1304 nucleotides. RefSeq names its product NOP2/Sun RNA methyltransferase 4 (gene NSUN4). Bases 36 to 1217 code for a protein of 393 amino acids. Gene Ontology annotation, molecular function: methyltransferase activity. The transcript has 6 exons. Gene Ontology annotation, biological process: rRNA methylation. Lineage: Eukaryota; Metazoa; Chordata; Amphibia; Anura; Ranidae. Gene Ontology annotation, cellular component: mitochondrial large ribosomal subunit. The record is from RefSeq and is a predicted model, not a curated record.
GAGCGGACAGGGUGGGCGGGGUCUUAGCCGGGAAGAUGGCGGCCUCCAUGGCGGUCAGGUUUUUGGUGAGGAGAAUUCAGAGUCCGAUCUACACCGCCCGGAGAGAACACCGAAUGAAGAAGAAAUGGGCCUCCUCCCUCCCCUCGCUCUCCGGCCCCCAGUUGGCCCUCCAGUACUGUGACUCCAAUUACUCGGUGCAGUUUGGAGAGGAUUGGGCGGCGCUCCGCCUGGCGCUGCUCUCGGAACAGAAGUACGGGGCGAUGGUGAACCUCUUCUCCAGGCCGGAGGCGGUGACGGCGGAUCUCUCGGCGCUGCACAGCGAAGACUUCCUGAUGAUGGAGGAGGAGAGUCCGGGGACAGACCUGACACCUGCAGACUCCGCCCCUCACAGAGACCUGACACCUGCAGACUCCGCCCCUCACAGAGACACGGUGACGGCACUGCACGCCGCUGCGCUCUCCUGUUACACCUUUCCCCGCGGAGACAUCCAACGAUUCCCCUCCCCCAGGGCGGACCUGUCGGGGCUCCUGGGAUAUUACCUGAUGGAUGCGGCAUCGCUCCUCCCAGUUCUGGCUCUGAACGUCCAACCGGAUCACAGAGUCUUGGAUCUGUGUGCCGCCCCCGGGGGGAAGAGUCUGGCUCUGCUCAUGCAGAACUGCCGUUUCCUAGCAGCCAAUGACGUGUCGGUGUCUCGCACUAACCGCCUGCGCAGAGUCCUGCAGUCAUACCUCCCCCAUCACCUCCGUACAGAGGAGCGAGUUCGGGUCACAUCCUGGGACGGCACAGAAUGGGAGGAGCAUGGAUCGUAUGACCGGGUUCUGGUAGAUGUUCCGUGUACAACCGACCGCCAUUCCCUGAUCGAGACCGACAACAACAUCUUCAUCCGAUCCCGGAGCAAAGAGCGCCAAACACUCCCCGCACUACAGACCGCACUGCUCCUGGCGGGGCUGCAUGCGGUCACUCCGGGGGGAGAUGUGGUGUACUCCACCUGUUCUCUGUCUCAGCUGCAGAAUGAGUUUGUGGUGGAGAGAGCGCUGGAGGUCGCCGCCUCCGAAUACGGGAUUCACGCCUCCGUCCAGGAGCUCCGCCCCUUCCGGGAGAUUUUCAGGAAGACUUUCAAUUUCCAUGAGAAGAGCCGCAUCGGAGAGCUGGUCCUCCCCCACCUGACCGCCAACUUCGGGCCCAUCUACUUCUGCCUGCUGAGGAGGGAGCGCUAGAGAGGGGCCCCUGUGACUGAGGAGGGGCCCCCUGUCUCCCGACCACACCCACUAUACAUGGCUGGGGGGCCCCUUGUGACUGAGGAU